Diprion similis is the source of this 2662-nucleotide messenger RNA. RefSeq names its product laccase-2-like. Lineage: Eukaryota; Metazoa; Arthropoda; Insecta; Hymenoptera; Diprionidae. Gene Ontology annotation, biological process: iron ion transport. Gene Ontology annotation, cellular component: plasma membrane. The transcript has 10 exons. The record is from RefSeq and is a predicted model, not a curated record. Bases 432 to 2387 code for a protein of 651 amino acids. Gene Ontology annotation, molecular function: oxidoreductase activity; copper ion binding.
GUACCGGCGCAGCGCUGCGCUCGUGCCUACGGCCAACUUUCACUGCUCGACCGUGCAAGACUGACCCAUAUAUUCCUAGCGGGCCCCCGGGUUGGGCCCCGACCACCGACCACCUCCAACCGCUCGGGACGACAUCGGUUCUCAACUUCGUCUAACGAGAGUCCCGAUCACUGAUUGGCCCGAGAUCAACUCGUUUAUUGCAACUCUUGGCUGUGCAAUCAUCAUUCGCGAGUCGAACGUUAGCGAGGACGGAAGGGGCGAAGUUCUGUUCGGCGGUUUCCGAGUGACCAUGGCGUGCUGAUAGUGCUCCUGAGACCUCUUUCCAUCCGGAAUUCUAAGGGAAUUAGAAAUCACUUGAUCGGUAUCAACUUUCGGAGAAAAUCAAAAGUGCUCUUGCCCGUUGUCGACGAAGGCAACGACGCAGGUAGACUAUGGAUUUCUCCAAUAUUUGCACGUCGAGUUCGAGGCAUUUUUCACCCUCAAUCUAUGCGCUUCGCUGCUCUAUUGUACUGACGAUGAUAGCCGCGGUAGCUGCGAUUUUGCACUUGAGCCACUACAAUCCGAAACAGACGUUCUUAUCAUGCGACAGACCUUGUCAUCACCUGGACUGGCCGAUGAUUUGUCGGGUGAAGCUAACCCUCGAGGUUUAUCAAUCCCUAAGCAAGUCGUGCGGUAAUUGCCCAGCCAAUGAAACCGCCUGUCUUGGAAAGCACUGUGUAUCCGUCGAUGGUCAGAGGAGAGGUGUGCUGGUCGCCAAUCGGCAGAUGCCAGGUCCCAGUAUACAGGUAUGCGAGAACGACAUCCUCGUCGUUGACGUGGUGAACCGUCUUCCUGGUCGAGCGGUCGCGGUCCAUUGGCGAGGGCAGUCCCAGAUCGAGACGCCGUGCAUGGACGGUGCCCCAUUGGUGACCCAGUGUCCGAUACCGAGCUACACUGUCUUCCAGUACAAGUUCCGGGCAGCGGCGGCAGGAACUCAUCUCUGGCACGCGCACGCAGGUGGCGACGUUGCCGACGGAUUGUCCGGCUCUCUGAUCGUGCGGCAGGCCGACGCCCGCGAGCCCCAUCGCGCCCUCUACGACAUCGACGAUCCGAAACACGUGAUCCUCCUCAGCGAGUGGAAGCACUUCUUCUCCACCGACGCCACCUCCAAUCCGCUCCGCUCCAAGACCGCCGCUCUUCUCGUCAACGGAAGGGGGCGCCAAUCCGCUGGUCCCAGGGUUCCUCUCUCCACCUUCACUCUCAUCCCCGGUCAACGACACCGGUUUAGGGUCGCUCACGCAGGUGGCGCCGAAUCCUGCCCCGUAAAUCUCGCCAUAGAAGGACACUCUUUACUCGUCAUUGCCCUUGACGGACACCCCGUCAGCCCCUUAAAGGUCAAAUCGGUUACUCUGGUCAAAGGAGAACGUCUAGACUUUGUCCUGAAGGCCAGCGGAAGCAUUAGGUCUUACGGGUUGACGGUGCGGACGAUAGAAGGCUGCUUGUCGCCUGCGGUAGUCGGUGGUGCGAUUUUGCAGUACAAGGGCCUUACCGACGGAGAACCGUCGGUGAUCUCAAGCCUCGAGAAGACUGGGUCUCCUGAAGGCGAUCACCGGGAUACCAGGAUCGACGUUUCCCUGACGUCAAAUCCGUCCGAGGGUUGUAACGACCGGGAGAAAAUAUGCCUGACGGAAGUUCGAAGCAAAAGGAAGCUGCCGAAGGUCCUUCAAGGAACGCCCGACGUCACGAUGUAUCUACCGAUCAACUACAGCAUCGAAACGUCCGAUUUCACAGACGGCGGCGAGAUCCGGACGCGGGUACUUCACGUCAGCAACGUGACGUUUACUUUCCCUUCUUCGCCACUACUUACUCAGGGUCAAGAUAUUCCUCAGGAAAUUAUUUGCUCCGGCAAUGCUGCCGAUCCAUUACAGGCUGCGACCCGGUGUCGUCGCGACGGCAUCUCCGAGGGUCAGGUCUGCGAGUGUGUUCACGUCAGACGCAUUCCCGCUGGAGCAACCGUCGAAAUCAUCCUCAUGGAUCAGGGCGGUUUGGAUGACCUGGUAUACCACCUCCACGGGUUCAGCUUCUACGUUGUGGGGGCAAAGCGUUUCGGGCGAAGCGUGUCCGUUGAUGAGGUGAAGGAGAUGGACAGCCGCGGGAUGCUGCUGGGUCGAGACCUGGACCACCCUCCGUUGAAGGACACUAUUGUGGUACCGAAGCAUGGCCUCGUGGCUCUCCGAUUCAAGGCUGAUAAUCGCGGUUACUGGAUGCUGCGAGAUGAGCACGCGUCCCAGUGGACCAGAGGACUCGACGUCGUCCUGCAGGUCGGGGAACCGGAUGGGAUGAUACAGGCGCCCGAGGACUUUCCAAAGUGCGGCUCCUUCGUAGGACCAGAUUAUUUUCUCAUUUAGGUCUCAUCUACGAUUAAUGCCUAUAGUAUACUAAAACCACGACUGAUGUAAAUAGCUGUAAAUAGUGUAACGGGUAACCGUAAAAUGUGUGUGAUCUAUCUUUUUUCUUUUUUUACUUUUUGCCUAUUGUCUUGAUUCAUGGUCUUAUACUUGGUACUGUCACACAUAAUGUUAGAUUGUUAGAUAUAUACGUUAUGUAUUUUUGAAACCAAAUAAAGACUAUAAUGAAGUUGCUGCUGUUGACAAUGACCAUCGAGCUUGCCCUGGAAACACAA